Molecule: messenger RNA, 408 nt
Organism: Caenorhabditis angaria
Lineage: Eukaryota; Metazoa; Nematoda; Chromadorea; Rhabditida; Rhabditidae
Source: the annotation of a GenBank genome assembly
AUGCAAGAACCUAAUUCGUCUUAUAUAGAAAGUGUGAGAGCAUAUUUUUAGAAACUAAAACACGUUGAUAAUUUAGGUUACUAAAAAAUUACACGAACAUUUACAAACUCAACAAAAACAAAAUCUUGAUCAUUUAAUGCUUCCAACUAUGACUUCAGUUGUUUCAAAUCAAGAUGUUCAUUCAAUGGUUCAACAACAAAAAGCUGUCGAUGAACAAAAAGCAUUGAAAGAAUCAGGAGUUAAUACACCGUUGUGAGUUAAAUUGAUCAUAUUUCCAUCAUUUCAACAAUACCUUUUUAAAGAAUGCAACCUGAAAAGGAAAAAAACAGUAGUCUAAUGCAAGUCGUUUUGCAAGAGACCAAAGGAUUUUUUGUGACAACCGAACAAAAAAGUCAUUCUCUUCAUUGA